Pseudoliparis swirei is the source of this 4346-nucleotide messenger RNA. RefSeq names its product fibroblast growth factor receptor 1a (gene fgfr1a). The transcript is spliced from 18 exons. Lineage: Eukaryota; Metazoa; Chordata; Actinopteri; Perciformes; Liparidae. Bases 671 to 3172 code for a protein of 833 amino acids. Gene Ontology annotation, molecular function: fibroblast growth factor binding; fibroblast growth factor receptor activity; ATP binding. Gene Ontology annotation, biological process: positive regulation of kinase activity; positive regulation of cell differentiation; fibroblast growth factor receptor signaling pathway. Gene Ontology annotation, cellular component: membrane; signaling receptor complex. The record is from RefSeq and is a predicted model, not a curated record.
GGGAGGUUUGGAGCAGCCCGGACUCUCGUUGUUUAACAGCAUUUCUCUGCCAGGAAUCGUCAAAAUACUUUCUAGGAUUCAUUUAAGUUCCACUCAUUUCUAGACAUAUAAUACCAAAACGACAUUUCGUUUGCAUAUAGUGUGUUAAGAGUGAGUUGAACAACUUUGGAAUACAGUUUUCGGAGGUGAGGCGACUUCAUUUCAUCGCGAGCGAAACGUUUUGGGAUAAAAGGACCAACGUUACCCAGAACCACCGCAGAGGCGGCCCGCACGUACUUUCUUCGGACUCGGUUCACGUUAGCGCGGUGAGAUAGACGGAGGUCGUCGCAAAGUAAAUCAGGGAAACGUGAAACUAAAAUCGUAACACUAUUUAGGAAAUAUUUGUUCCGCUCCUUUUUGGUUUUUGGAGUGGGCGACGCACGUCUCCCCCCCCUCUCUUUCUCUCUCUCUUUCUCGCACAAGUUGUGCAAAAAAUAUGCACAAACGUGUUCGGAAAACGUUGAUAGCGUGGAGUUAGUGAGUUAAUUGACGGGCAGCACAUUGACGUCUGGAUAUACUUUUAUUCGGGAAGUUUCUCUGCAUCCACUCCGGAGUCUUCCUCACCGGACCAACGCUGGCUGCUCCACAGCCCCCCGCCAGUAAGUUGAGCACUGUGAAUGACCCACUGCUGAUGCCCCAACGGCCUGAAUGGAGUUCCAGUCGCAGAGCAGCCAGCAGUCGUAGCUCCCUAAGCAGGAUGCUGAUGAGGCCAAGCAUACUUCUGUGUCUGGUUCUAUUCUCCCAAGUUCUGAGGACCCAGAGCCGGCCUGCCAACACCGACGAAGUCUCUGUGGAAACGCAAGCGGAGCUGUUCACCCUCUAUCUCGGGGAUCGUCUGGAUCUGAGUUGCUCCGCCAAGGACUCUCCCCAUGCUGUCAACUGGACCAAAGACCACGGCGCGGUGGUGGAUGGAGAACACACGCACAUCCGCAGCGGCCAGCUGGAGAUCGAGACGGUGGAGCUGACGGACUCCGGUCUGUACGCGUGCGCCACCUUCGGCAACCACAGCGUCUACUUCAACGUCACAGUUGACACCCUGGCCUCAUCUGAGGAUGAUGAUGAAGAUGAAGAGUCUUCAUCCGAAGAGGCCAAACUGUUAGGCAGCCAAAAACUGCUGCCAAUGGCUCCACAAUGGGCUCAUCCAGAAAAAAUGGAGAAAAAGCUUCACGCUGUCCCAGCCAGUAAGACGGUGAAGUUUCGAUGUCAGGCCAGCGGCAACCCAACACCCACCCUGAAAUGGUACAAGAAUGGCAAGGAGUUCAAGAGAGACCAUCGCAUUGGAGGCUUCAAGGUCCGUGACCAUGUCUGGACCAUCAUCAUGGAGUCCGUGGUCCCCUCUGACAAGGGAAACUAUACCUGUGUGGUGGAAAACAAGUACGGCAGCAUCAACCAUACCUACCAGCUCGACGUAGUCGAGCGUUCCCCCCACAGGCCAAUCCUGCAGGCUGGCCUGCCAGCUAAUCGCACCGCAGUGGUGGGCAGCGACGUGGAGUUUGAGUGCAAGGUGUUCAGUGACCCUCAGCCUCACAUCCAGUGGCUGAAGCACAUCGAGCUCAAUGGAAGCCGAGUUGGUCCCGAUGGGUUACCGUAUGUCCGUGUCCUCAAGCAUUCUGGGGUCAAUAGCUCGGACGCUCAGGUGCUGGCCCUCUACAAUGUGACUGAGGAGGAGAGCGGAGAGUAUAUAUGUAAAGUGUCCAAUUAUAUAGGAGAGGCCAAUCAGUCGGCCUGGCUGACUGUCACCCGAUAUGAGCCCACAGCGGUCCCGCACUAUCCUCCAGCCAACCACACCUACCUGGAGGUGGUCAUCUACUGCGUGGGCUUCUUUUUCAUCGCGGUCAUGAUUGCCAUCGCAAUUAUCGUGAAGAUUCGCACCUCCUCAAAGAAGAGUGACUUCAACAGUCAGCUGGCCGUCCACAAGCUGGCCAAAAGCAUCCCGCUGCGCAGACAGGUCUCUGUGGACUCUAGCUCCUCUAUCCACUCUGGAGUGAUGCUGGUCCGUCCAUCGCGCCUCUCUUCCAGCGGAUCUCCAAUGCUGUCGGGGGUGUCUGAGUAUGAACUGCCUCAGGAUCCCCGCUGGGAGCUUUCCCGUGACCGACUUGUUCUCGGGAAGCCGCUGGGCGAAGGCUGCUUCGGUCUGGUGGUGAUGGGAGAGGCGCUGGGUCUCGACAAAGAGAAGCAAAACCGUGUCACCAAAGUUGCAGUCAAAAUGUUGAAAUCUGACGCCACAGAGAAGGACCUGUCGGAUCUGAUUUCAGAGAUGGAGAUGAUGAAGAUCAUUGGGAAGCACAAGAACAUCAUUAAUCUGCUGGGAGCCUGCACACAGGACGGUCCUCUGUAUGUGAUCGUAGAGUAUGCAUCCAAGGGCAACUUGCGGGAGUACUUGAGAGCUCGGCGGCCACCCGGCAUGGAGUACUGCUACAACCCAGACCAGGUUUCUGUGGAGAGCAUGUCCAUCAAAGACCUGGUGUCCUGUGCGUAUCAAGUGGCCCGAGGCAUGGAGUACUUGGCCUCCAAAAAGUGCAUCCACAGAGAUCUCGCCGCUCGCAAUGUUUUGGUAACGGAGGACAACGUGAUGAAAAUAGCCGACUUUGGCCUGGCAAGAGAUAUCCACCACAUUGAUUACUACAAGAAGACCACCAAUGGUCGCCUGCCUGUCAAGUGGAUGGCUCCCGAAGCUCUGUUUGACCGGAUAUACACCCACCAAAGUGAUGUCUGGUCAUUUGGGGUUCUGCUUUGGGAGAUCUUCACCCUGGGGGGCUCUCCAUAUCCCGGAGUCCCAGUGGAGGAGCUGUUCAAGCUGCUGAAGGAAGGUCACCGUAUGGACAAGCCCUCAACGUGCACUCAUGAGCUGUAUAUGAUGAUGAGGGACUGCUGGCAUGCUGUGCCUUCUCAAAGGCCCACGUUCAAACAGCUGUUGGAGGACUUGGAUCGCUGCCUGGCCAUGACAUCCAACCAGGAGUAUUUGGAGCUGUCGGUGCCUCUGGACCAAUAUUCCCCCAAUUACCCGGACACCCGCAGCUCCACAUGCUCCUCGGGCGAGGACUCCGUCUUCUCCCACGAUGCCGGAGUGGAGGAGCCCUGCCUGCCAAAGUUCCCUCCCCACUCCAACGGGGCAGCCAUUAAGAAACGCUGAUACCUCAUCUCCAUUCAGAAAAAAAACAUUGACAUUUCCUCCGCUCCCUGCCUCAUGGGGUUGGACUCUACCCCACAUUCCCAGAGAUGAAGCUAAAAAACACUCGGUGCUCUGUGAGAAAGGAGCUUGGAGAGACACCUCGUAGAACUUGUUGGAUCACAUGGACUGAGGAGUGCAGCUGUUCCCCCGGUUCUUGGUGGUGACGAUGUUGAUGGGAGCCUUUGUAUUAACGGGCAUGGCAGUUUGGCACAAUGUCGGGGGGGGGAAGCAGACUCUAACUCGUCUCUCCACUUUGGGCAUUCCACAGGUCAGAAGAAUGGAAAGGACUGACGAUGAUGAUGUCAGGGUUUCGUUUGUUUCAUUGUUCGUUUUAUGGUUGUUUCAUCAGUAGAAGGACAAUAUUCUGCUUUUCAGACCAAAUUCAGAGAAUACACGACCAACGGCCGUGCAGCACGGUGGUCCUCUACGUCAUUCACCAUCUUCUUGUAAAUACAGUUAGAAAAUUAUAAAUAUGAAUAUAUAUUUACAUUGUACUCUUAUUUUUAUUACCAUAAUUGAUUUGUUUUCUUUUGUACAAGGAUGCUUUUGUUUGGUCCAUUUUUUAUGUAGUCUGUAGGGGCAGUUGUUACAUACGAAUAUCUCAAUUGCUGAGGAUUACAUGGCCAGUUUUUUGUUUUUGCUGUAUCACGGUUUUGAUCCCCCUAAACUUAAUGCAUAAUCAUCAAUGGAAAAAAAUAUAUUGGCUUUUCUAUUUUUUAACUGCAAAUGCUUUUCAUGACAAACCUGCAAUACAGUGUAACUCAGUGUUUUGGGUUUCUCUUCAUCAGAAGAGAUGGAUUUUUUAGAAUAUAUGUUGUGUGUCCGUCUGUCUGAAUGCUGGAUCUAUGUGGAAAAUUGUAUCUUGUCUCAUUCAAUGUUAAUUGAUUUCAAGGAUGGUCCCAACUGUACAUAUUCCUGGUUUUAUGCCAUGCUUGUUAAAAUCCAGAGUAAUUUGAUUCUGUCAACAUCAUGCACUUCCACUGUGCAUGCCUUCCAUGUGAUGAACUUAUCUUCUACUGUAAAUGCUUUAACAGGAGUUAUAUUUGCUGCCAUAUAACUUCUGAUGAAGGGUUGCGGAACACGUAUGUCAUCGUACAAGGUUUACAUUAAAUAAAAUGCUAUCGAAAAAACAAAA